Molecule: messenger RNA, 1725 nt
Organism: Prorocentrum cordatum
Lineage: Eukaryota; Dinophyceae; Prorocentrales; Prorocentraceae
Source: the annotation of a GenBank genome assembly
AUGGAGGCUGGCCGUAGCAGCCGAAGGCAGUCGGAGUUCGGCGGUGGGGAUGCAGCAGCGGAGCAGGACGAGCAAGAGCACGAGCGUCGCGACAGCGAGGAUUUGGAGGGGUCGCAGGACGUCGACAGCGGCGGCGAAGGCGACGUCGACAGCGACGAGGUGCACAGAAGACAAGCUUUGGUCCAGUCUUGCGUAGAUGGCUUGGCGAGGGCUCUCAACGAACCGCUCAACGCAGGCACCUUCAUGCACAGCAGAGGCCUGCUCGGUCGGGAGCUUGAGCGAGCUUGGCCCGACUGGGAAGUGGAUGGCGACCUGAAUGACGUUGGCUUUGCCGCGUUGAAUAGUCUGGCAGCUGGCGUCACUAGCCUCGGGCUCGUCAAUUGUCAGACUUUGACAGACGAGCGGCUGAAAGAACUCGCAGCAAGUGUGAGGCACUUGCGGUAUGUGGGUAUAUGCGAUUGCAAUGAGGUUGGCGACGACGGCUUCAUGGGCCUGGUCGGAAUUCACGCUAAUAUACAAGUAUUGGAUGUGUCUGGCUGUCAGGGUGUAAGUGACUUGCUGCUUGAAGCACUCGGUGCAACAGCAAGUCAGUUGGUAAAGGGCAAUUUCUCAAGCUUGAACUCGAAGCUAGGGCGUUAUGUUAGAAGGCCAGCUGAGAUCACAGAUCUUGGCUUGAGCGCGCUUGCUGCAGGCUGUCAGAAACUCGAGUGGCUGGACAUCGGCGGUAGCAAGACGAGCAAUGAAGGAGUUUACAAUUUGGCAAUCGGCUGCAAAAUGCUGUCUGUUCUAAGUCUGGGCAGGUGCGAACGCAUCACCGAUCAGGGGCUUGCGGUGUUGCCCGCGAAACUCGAGGGCCUGACCGAAAUCCAUCUCCACGGGUGCAGGCGCAUCAUGAGGACCGAGCUCUUCUUGGUUCAAUUGCUUCGCUGCUGCCCAUAUUUGAGCCGCAUCACGCUGCCGGGGCAUGCGAUGCGGGCGGAGCGCACGCUGGGUGCGUUAAAGCGACGUGGCGUCAGGGUAGUCAUCUCGCACUCGUGUGCAACGCUCACGCCCGCACCAGGCGGCGCGGGUGGCGAAAGCCCCGCCAGCAAACCCAGCUUGACGGAUCUCGAGCAGCCCGAGAUCUUCCAGAGGCUGGUCGACGACGCAAGCCGGCGCGAGGAGGAGCUGCGGCGCCGCCUGGCCGAGAUGGAGAAGCCAGCGUGGUCGCUGAAGGACGCGGACGCGCUGCAUUUCGAGGGCCCCGUGCACGCACAGAAGCGCGUGGAGGCGCGGAGGGAGGCCGCGCCACCGCCCUCGCAGCAAGCGUCCUCCAGAGGCUCACCGCGCUCGCCGGGCUGGCGCUCUCCGGAGGCAGCCCUCGCCAGGGACGUCUCCAUUCCGAGGUCCUCCCGAGGAUCGCCUUCGCGGCCGGCGUCCCCCCAGAGCUUGCCACGCCCGCUGGGCGGGCGCUCUCCGGAGGGGGCCGACGUCCUCCAGGGGCCUCUCGCAGAGGGUGCCCCGCAACCGGCGUCCUUCAGGGGGUCGCCCUCGCAGCCCGCGUCGUCCAGAGGGAGCCCGCUCGGCGAUCGAGAGGCUCCCCAGGCCAGCGCGGCACCUGGCGAAGGACCCCGCGCCGCGGCAGCCCAGGAGGACGAGAGGGUAGAUCGAGACAAACUAUUAUCCCUCCCCCCUCCUCACCGUCUUAUCUCCCACGGCGGAGGACUGUAUUGGAAUGGAUUUUGA